Molecule: messenger RNA, 1302 nt
Organism: Salvia hispanica
Lineage: Eukaryota; Viridiplantae; Streptophyta; Magnoliopsida; Lamiales; Lamiaceae
Source: RefSeq, a predicted model, not a curated record
UCUCAUACUGUAUCUCACUAUUCAGACUGAUGGAGACCAAUCGCCGGGCGAAACGCAUCCCGUCCGGCGACAUGUUCUCGUUCCCGGUCAUAAACCAGGACGAGUUUGAAUUCGGGAGCGUGGCAUCCCCCGCGUCCCCGAACUCCCCGGCCGACCGCCUCUUCGCCAACGGGAAGCUUCUCCCGCAUGCGUUCCCCGCGCAAGCGGGGAACGCCUUCUCCUACUCGUACUCGCGGUCGACUAGUCGGGCGAGUAGCAAGGACUACUCGUCGUUGAUGUCGUCGCGGAGCAACAGCACCAACAGCAGGACCAGCACCAGCACCAGCACCUGCAGCAGCGCCCGCACGAGCACGAGCGAGGCCUCCGAGAGGCGCCCGCUGCGGGCUCGUGACCAUCACUACUAUGGCGGCGGUGGCGCCGCCGUGAGGAGAGAGAGGGUUGUUAGGUCGCCGGUGGUGAUGAGCUGUCAGUAUCAGUAUGGGGCGUCGCGGCGGUGGCAGCUGAUCGCGGCGGCGCCGGCGCUGAAGCAGCGGGGAUCGUCGUCGUCCUCGGCGGCAAGGAGGGCGAGUGAUCAGAGCGGCGCCGUUGCUGAUCGGAAAGGGGCGAAGAAAUCGAAAUCUAACUGGUUUAAGCGGUUUGUGAAUGCAUGCCAAGAGUGCCAUGCGAUUAAGACUUGAGGGUUUGUGAAUUUCAAUGGUGAUUAAGUAAAGAAUGUUUUGCUGAUAUGUAUAAAGUUUGCGGUUGAAGAAACGAUUCGAUCCUCUUAUAGUUUUGAUUUGUCGAACCGGCUAGAGAUUCAUGAAUCGGGAACAUGAAGCGUGUAGAUACAAAUGGUCCAAUGGGAGCAAGAUUUUCGGGGAACAUUUGGUUUCUGAGCGGAAGAAUCAUUUUCGAAUAGUGUUCGGUCAAUUAUGUAUUAAUCAGAAUUCGAUUGAUAUGAGUUUGUCAACAUAAAACGAUCUAUUUAAGCCACUUUGUUUCUUUUUGUUCUGAGUCCGACGUAGAUCCAUUCACUUUGAGUGAAUGAAGCCUAUGUCGGGACAGAGUGCAUUUUAAAAGGGUUGGUCCGACGUAGAUCCAUUGACUCUAACGAGUCAAGCCUACGUCGGGGGCCAAAUAGGACUGGUCCGAUUGAUAACUCUUCGUAUGAUAUUCGUGCUUUAGGUGCUAUUCUUCACUUUCUUUUGCUUUGAUUUUGUAACAUCGACUUUUUUCUGAGAGGAUCAAUAAUGGUUCUCUAUUUGCACCAUUUGUGACUCGAACUCCGACCUAUUAUUAUAUGGAGAAGUAUCUUACUACCAA